CGAAUAACUAGCCUAUGUACGUUGCAUAUUUAACAUUCAGCCAAAAACGGCAUGCAUAAAUGUUUACUUGUCACCCCUCUUGAGAAAGCGUGCUUUUUGGCUUGGGUCAGAAUCCCUCGCGCUGUAUAAUGUUUACGCAGAAUUGACAUUCUUCUCUUUAACGCUACAAGUCGGCGCUGAUUGCGGAAGUGUUUGCAGUUCGUGUGGCAGGAAAAGGUCAGCAAGCUAAAGCUAAUGUGUAACCGGGCCGUAUGAAUGUCUUUUGACAGGAUUCAUUAUUUUAACCUCAACGAUCGAACUGUUGCUUCUUAUCGAUACUGCACGGAAAAGUAUUUUCACGUCGCUUUUAAAGAACAGUAAUAAUAGAACAUUAGGCUAUAUUACUGCAAUGGCCAUGUCGAAAUGCAACCGUUUAUGUGGUUCCUUGACAGGGGAAUUGCUCGAUUCCUUAGAGAACGUUCUUUUCGAUUGCGAUGGGGUCAUUUGGCGAGGAGAUCAAGCUAUCCCCGGAGCCCCAGAUGUCAUUAAUUCGUUAAAGAAAAAUGGAAAGCGAGUCUUUUUCGUAACCAAUAACAGCACUAAAACGAGGAGAAUGUACGCCGAUAAACUGGCUAAAAUGGGAUUCAACGCCACCGAAGAGGAAGUCUUCGGCACAGCAUAUUGUUCAGCAAUCUACCUGAAGUCCACAUGCAAACUGAAGGGUAAAGUGUACCUGAUUGGUAGUAAUGCAAUGAAACAGGAGCUCCUAAAUGUGGGGAUUGAACAAGUAGGCGCAGGUCCAGAUCCAAUUACAGGGGUUCAGAUCGACUGGGCCAAUGUUCCUUUGGAUCCUGAAGUAAAAGCCGUUCUGGUUGGUUUUGAUGAGCACUUCAACUAUAUGAAAUUAAACCGAGCACUUCAGUACCUCAACAACACGGAAUGCCUGCUCGUUGGUACUAACACUGACACUCGGCUGCCAUUGGAAGGAGGCAAAGCCGUCCCAGGGACAGGCUGUCUGCUCAAGGCAGUGGAGACUGCAGCCCAGCGCAAGGCCCAUGUGGUAGGGAAGCCGAGCCAUUUUAUGUUCGACUGUUUGGCCAGCCAGUACGGUUUGGAUCCUGCCAAGACCUUGAUGGUGGGGGACAGACUGGACACUGACAUUCUGAUGGGGUCCAAUUGUGGCCUGAAGACGCUGCUGACCCUCACUGGAGUGUCAACUGUAGCUGAUGCCAUGGAGCACCAGAAGAGUGGCUGCCCAGACCGCCUUGGUAUGGUGCCUGAUUACUUUGUGGAGACCAUUGCUGAGCUCUUGCCAGCAUUGCAGGGGUAGACCAUGACUUGAGAAAAUUUUAUUGGAAGUAUGCACUGAAAGAAAUGGAACAAAUAUAGAAAACUAGAUAUGUCUUUUAAAAUCUGAAUAAGGAUUGCGGUUUUACUUUAAAAUUAAUUUGGUUAGACAAAUAUUGGUUGGAUAAUCUAUCACUCAAGUAACAAAGUGUUUUAGAGCGAACAUGGCACGUAGGUUGAAGGUUACUUUAUUAGAGAGGUAGGGUUUUUAAUAAUAUGUUUCAUGGGGGAUCAUGUGGUGAUUGAAUUUUAUGGAAACACAACAGCUUGCCUGAACGUAAUGAGGAUUGGGGACAGCAGCAAUUGGGUUCGCGACAGCAGUAAUCAGUUGUUUAAAGGGAUAGUUCACUUUCUGUCUUUAUUUCAUAUUAUUUCAGUUCAGUGUAUGUUGUUGAUUGGCCCAGGUGGUUUUUGUGUGCAAUAAAGGACAUUUUAGAUACUUAUGUUUUUGCUAACUAGCCUGAUGGCAAUGACUGGUAUCGGGGCAUUCAGUGGUUCAUGGUCUAAAUCAAGAAAAUACUACAAUACAAGUAACUCCAAAGCAGCUUGUAUUGUGAAUUUGUGUUUCCAGAGGCUGUACAUAUGAACAGGGUUGUAAAAUAAUAGCCUUUAUUCACAAUUAGAAAAGUGGAUAUCAAUGUUUUUAUUGUGCCAGUACUACUGUACUUCCCUGCUCAGUUCUCAAAUGGUGCAAGCUCUUAAAUGAGUCAUGUAGUAAUGUUGAUAGUGGCAGCCAUAACAGUUUGAGUGUAGCAGUCUCAAGUUACAAAUUUGAAAUAAGAUGAAGUACAAUUUCUUGAAGAAUAAUGGGGUAAUAUUUAUAGACAUACAAUCUCCAAAGGUAUAACUUUGCUGUAGAAGAAGUUUGGAGUUUCUUGAAGUGUGUUUUCUUGCUUUAGACCUCAAAUCCUUAAUGCCCCAAUGCCAGCCAUUGUAAAUCCAGCAGGUCAUCAGAAACUUGGAUGAAUAUCUGAAUCAUCUUUCAUUGCAUGCAAAAAAAAUUGUCUGGCCCUAUUAAAGGUGUAUACUAAAACAGAAAUAAUAUUUUAAAAACCCAGAAAGUGAUCCAUUCCUUUUUUCUAGUAUUGUUUAGUGUGACUGUCCUCUCUGUUCAAAAAAGCCUUAAAAGGACAGGGUUGUAGUUUUCCCGUUCUAAGUGGGCCAGUAUUCCCAAUCUGAGUCCUUUUUAAAUUUAUUUUGAUGAAAAAGAUGUUUUGUCUGCAAGGGAAUGUUACCCCUUACAAAUAGCAGUUGUGUCACAAUGGGAAACAUUUUAUGGAAAAACAAUUUUCAUCUCCAUCUCUUGUUUUUUGGUUAUUUAUUAUUAAUGUCUCCACACUUCUGUGGUGUACCGUCAACACACUGUUUUGUAUUGUUUGACAGAAACAAUGCAAGGACAAUAUAAUUCAAUGCACAGAUCUGAAGGGUCUCAUUUUAGGUUCUGUGUGUACAAUUUUACCAAUGCAGACAGAAAGCUUGCUUGUUUUUAACUACCUCCAUUAGUGUUAUGAGUACACAAAAUACAUGCUUGCCCAUUUCUUCACAAAUCUUACAUGGAUAACAUACUCUCAACUUUUGGCUGUGUUAAUGUUGUUUGCAGAUGCAGUGUAUUGGACUGAAUGUGGAUGUAGCAUUUCAAAAAUAUAAUCCUUCUUACCCCUGACACACACACACAAAACGAUGUACCUUGUUCAGAUAUACCAAUUACGGAGCUGGAGCUUACUUGAGGAAAGCUCCAGCUCCGUAAUUGCAUAAGUAUUGAUGUUUAACAUGAAGCCAUUGUGGAGCAAUGUUCAUUUGAGACAUGCAGAUUAGCAUUUUUUUAGAGAAACAAAUAAACAAAUGGUUGUACUUUUCAAUAUGCAAAUUUUAAUGUGUGGCAAUGUAUCAUGGUAUAUUAAUAUUUUCAUGUUUGACUUUUGGCAGGGUACAGAACAGCAAUGACGAUAAAUAAUAAUAAUAAGAACAAUUUAUAUAUGUGUAGCACUUGAUACAAAAAGCAGCCUGUCAUACAAAAUAUAAACUUUAAAUGGUGAUAAUCAAUAUAGCCCCAUAGAGCUGACAGACAGGUGCCUAUAGCCCGUCUUAUCACUGCUAUGCUAAUGACACCUUUUUUCUCCUUUCACCCAUCUAAUACACUGGUCUUAGCACAUAUUUGAUCAAACUUACAAGGAAUUUCAAACCACCCCCUGAAGUGACUUUCAGUCACCUUGGAUGGUGCCACAGUGUUGCCCUCCUUAACUACUAGGGAUCUCAGUGGUACUGGGCAGAAAAUUGUUGCUCUCUGAGAACAUCACAGUGGCCUGUCGGGCAUGCAGAUUCUUCAUGUAAAACAUCAUGAGAAUCCCUCAUUGUCCGCUCCUCCUUGCUGGUCUCCCCGCCUCCCCCAUCAGACCAUUGUGCUUAUCCAGAACACUGCUGCACCCCUGAUCUGCAAGUUCCCAAAUCUCAGCCAUGACACUAGCCUUCUCAGUUCUGUCCAAUUGCUGCUUGCAUGGGCUUGUGUGAAAUUUAAUACUUAAAAAAGAAUUUUAAAAACCAGCCUGGGUGCUUGUUGCAAUGUAGGCUUGCUCUGUUAAAUGACUGUGACAUAAUUAUAUGUAGUGUCCGAUUUAAGUACUCAAAAGAAAAAAGGGAAAGUUCUAUAUUUAAAGUUUGUUGGAACUUUUUAUACUUGUAUUUCUGACUUGGCAACAAAAACAUAGACCUAGGUUACUUCUUGACCAUAAUCCUGUCUGCCUUCAUGACUGUUUAACGUGAAAAAAUCCAUACGUGCAUGUUAUGCAUA
Messenger RNA from Anguilla anguilla (European eel), 4114 nucleotides. RefSeq names its product phosphoglycolate phosphatase (gene pgp). Lineage: Eukaryota; Metazoa; Chordata; Actinopteri; Anguilliformes; Anguillidae. Bases 389 to 1309 code for a protein of 306 amino acids. The record is from RefSeq and is a predicted model, not a curated record. The transcript is spliced from 2 exons. Gene Ontology annotation, cellular component: cytoplasm. Gene Ontology annotation, molecular function: sn-glycerol 3-phosphatase activity.